Molecule: messenger RNA, 864 nt
Organism: Danaus chrysippus (African queen)
Lineage: Eukaryota; Metazoa; Arthropoda; Insecta; Lepidoptera; Nymphalidae
Source: the annotation of a GenBank genome assembly
AUGUCAGAUUUUGUUAACAACACUGUGAAAAAGGCAGCUUGUAAUGCUGUUUUGGAUUUUGGAUCAGGCUUGGGACAUUUAAUAAGAAUCUUGAGUUACAAAUAUAACAUACAAACUAUUGGAAUUGAAAUGCAAACCAAAUUGACUUCAGAGGCUAGAAAACUAGACUUAGAAUUGGAGUACACAGUUAAAAAAUAUCUUACAGAAGAAGAGAUGUCUAAGCUCAUUAGGCCCAAUCAUAUCAACCUAACACUAUCUUCAUUACAACAAUUGGCAGAGAUACCUUUGAAUACUAAAAAGUAUGGCUUGAUUGGUUUACAUCCUUGUGGAGAUUUAGGACCAUUGUUGAUAAAACAUUUUGUAAAUACUGGUGAUGUAAAAUUCAUUUGUAUUGUUGGUUGUUGUUUCAUGAAGUUAUCAUGCAAUAAAGAACCUUGUGGCUAUCCAAUGAGUGAAUAUCUUAAAGGCCUGAACAAUGAUCUGUCCUACUUCAGUAGAGAAAUAGCUUGUCAUGCUAUCGAGACAUACUGCAAAAGAUUAUGUAAUGGUGACUAUAAUGAUUUGAAGGUGCAUGCAUAUAGAGCUGCCUUAGAGAAACUUUUACAACAAUUGGAUCCAAAAUUGAUGCACAUGCCUGUAAGAAAUGUCAAACAUACAAACAAUAUGACAUUUGAGGAGUAUUGUGCUGCAGCAUUACAUAAGCUAUCAAUUGACCCAUUGAACAGUUCAGAUGUUGAGACAGAUUUACUGCAAUGGAAGAAAGUUGUAGUGCUCUACACUCUUAGACUGGCUAUAGCACCUCUAGUAGAGACACUUAUAUUACUGGACAGAGUUCUUUUUAUACUGGAACAUGGUAUGACAUAG